CCCACCUUUCUUCUCUCUCUCUCUCUGUGCCUCUUACCUGAGAAAAAGAAAUCAGAGUAGAAAAAUUUGAACAGACCCUCUUUGUAGCCAUAAAAAGGUUGUUCAAUCACUGCACCCCUCAUUGCACGAGUCCCUUUUUUUCCUCCAAUUUGACUUUCCUUUGGGGAUGAGAGUUACCACUCCUGUGUGCAGCAGCAAAAUAAAUCCUCCCAAAAGCUGAACUGUCUAUUUCCCUUUGAUUCAUUUGCAGAAUUCUCCCAAAUCUGCUGUCUCAGUCUCUCUACUACUUGCUUGGAUCGGUUCCCUAUGCAAGGUACCCACUCCUAGUCUCGUCUCUUUCUCUCUUUCUGCAUUGUUCCUGGCCUGCUAGCUACUUAAUUAAUUUAGUUUUUCUCUGGGAUUUCUUCUUUCUAUCUCCUUCCCUUCCUUCUCGAUGAUGCAAUUCUCUGAAACCUCACUUCAACCCCUCCACCAAAUUCCUCUGUUUUCUUCAACUUCUUCCAUGAACAAGAACCAGAUUAACCGGGCUCGGCCGUGGCCGGGGUUCCCCACCGCCAAAGGGUUGGGGAGCUUCGGUGAUGCUAAUUGUAUGGAACAGCUUUUGGUUCACUGCGCUAAUGCAAUAGAGAGCAACGACGCUACUCUGGCACAGCAAAUCCUCUGGGUCCUCAACAACAUUGCACCGCCAGAUGGAGAUUCCAAUCAGCGCCUCGCCUGUGCUUUUCUCCGCGCCCUCAUCGUCCGUGCUGCUAAAAGCGGCACUUGCAAUAAGCUACUCGCUGCCAUGGCCAACGCCCACUGCAAUCUGGCCGUUGACAAUCACAAAUUUUCCGUUGUCGAGCUGGCUAGCUUUGUCGACUUGACCCCCUGGCAUCGGUUCGGGUUCACCGCUGCAAAUGCUGCAAUUUUAGAAGCAGUGGAAGGGUACUCCGUCAUUCACAUAGUUGAUUUGAGCCUUACACAUUGCAUGCAAAUCCCUACACUGAUCGAAGCAAUCGCAAAUCGGGUGGAAGUACCGCCUCUACUCAAGCUGAAGCUGACAAUUGCUGGUGCCACCGAAGACAUCCCACCUAUGCUCGAUCUUUCCUACGAAGAGUUAGGUGCCAAGUUGGUUAACUUCGCUAGGUCUCGUAACAUCAUCUUGGAAUUCAGAGUACUCCCUUCGAGUUACACAGAUGGGUUCGCGUCCUUCAUCGAGCAGCUUCGAGUGCAACAUUUAGUAUAUGCAGAAAGUGGUGAAGCUCUUGUGGUAAAUUGUCACAUGAUGCUUCAUUACAUACCUGAGGAAACUCUUUCUUCUCCCAUUCCUAGCGCAGAUUCUAAUACUCUUUGCCCUUUUGAGUCUUCUACAUCGUCUCUCAGAACAAUGUUUCUCAAGGCACUUCGUGAAUUGGACCCAACAAUUGUUGUGUUAGUAGAUGAGGAUGCGGAUUUGACAUCUAAUAAUUUGGUGUGUAGGCUAAGGUCUGCAUUUAAUUAUCUAUGGAUACCAUAUGAUACUGUGGACACGUUUCUUCCGCGAGGGAGCAAGCAAAGGCAGUGGUAUGAAGCUGAUAUUUGCUGGAAGAUUGAGAAUGUGAUAGCUUAUGAGGGGAUGCAGAGGGUGGAGAGGCUGGAACCCAAGAGCCGGUGGGUGCAGCGGAUGAGGAAUGCCAAUUUCCGGGGACUGGGGUUCGGGGAGGAAGCAGUGGCAGAGGUGAAAGGCAUGCUUGAUGAGCAUGCAGCUGGGUGGGGACUGAAGAAGGAAGAGGAAGAUCAUCUUGUACUUACAUGGAAAGGACACAAUGUUGUAUUUGCUACUGCUUGGGCAUCGGCUUGAAGAAGCCUUUUGUUAUACUAGCUAGACCCAAUCUCUCUAAUUCUUGUCUUAGUUAGUAUGUUUCUACUUGACUAUUCUUUAGAGUUUAGAGAAUAGUAGAUAAAAGCCAAUUGAGUUGCCUUAAUGUAUUCCCUUGGUGAACAUUUUCAAACCUACAGAAGGGGUCUUUUGUGCCAAUGCCACAUUAAAGCAGCAAUUAGGUU
Messenger RNA from Rubroshorea leprosula, 2022 nucleotides. Lineage: Eukaryota; Viridiplantae; Streptophyta; Magnoliopsida; Malvales; Dipterocarpaceae. The record is from the annotation of a GenBank genome assembly.